AUUGAUUCACUUUGUAAAUUCUAAUCCUAAAUCUGUAACAUACUACUGAUAAAAGUAUAAUAUACAUGACAUUUCUACUACUACUAAUACUACUAUUUAACAUUACUUUAGGAUAAUCAGAUUAUACUGGGCAUAAGAUGAUUGAUAUUGAAUUCUAUGGAAUGGAUUAUAAAAUGAAUUCAAGUGGAUUAAUAUAAAACUUUAAAUAGAAAAGAACUGAACUUACUUAUACUCUGUUACUCCUCGUGAAGGAGCAAAAGCUGCCCACCGGCAAUCUCUAUUCAAGAAUUGAACUUACUUACAGUCUGUUACUCUUCGUGUAGGAGUAAAGGCUGCUCAUCAGCAAUCUCUAUUCAAGAAUUGAACUUACUUGCACUCUGUUACUCCUCGUGAAGGAGCAAAAGCUGCCCACCGGCAAUCUCUAUUCAAGAAUUGAACUUACAAAAUUGAAACAUGUUAUUAUUACAUAAUUAUAUCCUUUCUAUUUUAUACUUAAUACCUUAUAUAUAUUGUAUUGGACGUGGUUUUUUUAAAUUAUCUUCUAAUUCAUAUAAUGAAUGGAAUCCUUCAACACAACUAUCUUCUUCAUCAAUAGGAUCAUCCAUCUCAUUACCAUAUUCAAGUGAUACAAAUUCAUAUGCUUAUUGGAAUUGUCAUACUAUUCCACCUAAUAUGACAUUAUGUAAAAGUGUAGGUUAUUCACGUAUGGUAUUACCAAAUUUUUUACAUCAUGAAUCAUUACGUGAAGCUAUACAACAAGCUAAUGUAUGGAUUGCAUUAGUGAAUACAGAUUGUCAUCCGGAUAUUCAACGAUUUUUAUGUUCAUUAUAUGCACCAGUUUGUUUAAAAAGUCAUCAAGAAGCUAAAAUACCACCAUGUUGGGAAUUAUGUAAUCAAGUACGUAAUGCAUGUUUACCUAGAAUGAAAUUAUUUGGAUUUGAUUGGCCAGAUAUAGUACAUUGUCAACAAUUUCCACGUUUAGCUGAAAGUAUGUGUAUACCACCACAAGAAAAAAGUACAGCGGUAACAUGUGUACCUUGUGAACAAGCAAUUACUUUAGAAAAUAUUGCCAGUAGUUAUUGUAUGGCUGAUGUAGUUCUUAAAGCUUCUGUCAAAGAUAUGAGUUUACAACCGAAUCAAGCAUCAAUCAUAUUAAAUUUAACACCAAGAACUUUAGCAUUAAAAUUAAUACGUAAUGAUGGUACACAAUUAAGUAAUAUUGAUCAAUAUCGUCGUAAACGAAAUAGUCGAAGAACAAGAACAAAAAGAAGAAGAAGAAGAAGACGUAAUCACUUGAAUAAUCAUAAUAAUGAACUGGAUCCAAUGUAUCAAUUAAGAACAAGAAGAGAAUUGAAAGUACUCAGACAAAAUCAAUACAAGUCAAAAUUAAUCAAUGUCAAUGAAGGACUUCAUCAUCAUCAUCAUCAUCAUCAAAGAAUUGAAUCUAAGACUAAAAUAAAACGACAUCGACAACCAAGAAAUUCACAAUUACAUGAUUUAGAUGGUAUUAAUGAAUUAAUUUUAAGUUGUUCAUCAUGUAAUCCAUUAUUACCAUUUAUAAAUGGACAUUUCACUUCAUCAUUAUCAAAUCAAAAAUGGCUUAUUAUGGGUAGACGUAUACAAGAUUCAAAUACAAAAAAAUAUACGAAUCAAUUACAAGUAACUUUCUUAGGUUUAUGGAAUCGUGAAUCAAUUGAAUUUCGUCAAUCAUUGAAUGCUAUUCGUAAAGAAUCAGCAUCACAUUUAUGUAAUAAAAAUCAAGCAAGUCUAUCUAAUCUAGUUCAACCACAAACUAUACAAAAUCAUCAUCAACAACAUCUUGGGAGACCAUUAAAAAUUCUACGUUCAGCUCCAUCUGAAUUAUCUGAUUCACCAAAUUAUAAUGAAUUCAAUAAACCAUUAUCUAAAUUAAAUCUAAAAACUAAAUUAAACAACCAUCACAAUUAUCAUUAUCCAUCUCAUUUAUCUACAAAUCAGAAUACUACUAAUAAUGAUUUCAGUAGUCAUUUUAAUCUUGAAUUAAAUAAUGCACAAACUACUUAUUUAAAUGAAAUUCAUCAAUUACAAAGACAACAUCAACGACCACAACAACAAAGAACACACAAAUCAAAGUUUCGUGAGCGUAGAAAAAAAUGGAAAUCAUCAACAGACAGAGUUUUGUUGAAACCUAAUUCACAAAAUCAAUAUGAUACUAAUCUUUAUGGUUAUCAAUCACCAAUAAAUCCUUAUUCGGAUUAAACAAACCUUCCAGUUUUAUAUUCUGGUUUGAUGUGUCAUAACUAUCUAUCAUUAGUUAAAUAAUUAGACUCUUAUAUACAGGGUUCUUAUAAAGUUAACCUUAACUUAAUACCUACAAACAAGUUCAUAUAUAUAUUCCCCACCCCUUCCUUCGAUUUGUUUGUAUUAUUACUGUUGUUGUUGAUAUUCUCAUUCAUUGUUGAAUAACAACUUCAUAAAAUGAAGACAUUAUGUACACAUUCAUACAUACCUACACCCCAUAUAGUAAUUUUUAAUGCACAUUUAUAUCGAAUUUAGAAGAGUAUAGAAGGAAUAUAUUUGCCACAAGUUAAAUAAAUUCGUUAUAAAGAAUUACACUACUUAAUUAGAAAUAUUAGUAGUUAAAUUAUUGUAUCAAAACAAAACUUUGCUUCUAUCAAAUUGUUUGUCUUCUUUUUUUGGUUGCUACCUCAUUAUCAUUAUCCAACGUAUACAUAUAUACAUAUAAUAAUUUCAAUUGAUUUGUUUACCUUCAAAUAAACUUUGAACGUUUUUCGCACAAACCAUAUCAUUGUAAAUUAUAACAUAUAACUCUAACAAUAAAAUGAAGGAUAUUUUCU
Schistosoma intercalatum is the source of this 2837-nucleotide messenger RNA. The record is from the annotation of a GenBank genome assembly. NCBI's taxonomy places the organism in Eukaryota, Metazoa, Platyhelminthes, Trematoda, Strigeidida, Schistosomatidae.